This is a messenger RNA of Phascolarctos cinereus (koala), 5778 nucleotides long. It is a transcript of the gene SLC35D1, whose product is annotated as solute carrier family 35 member D1. The record is from RefSeq and is a predicted model, not a curated record. NCBI's taxonomy places the organism in Eukaryota, Metazoa, Chordata, Mammalia, Diprotodontia, Phascolarctidae.
CAAUAGCAAUAGCAGCAGCAGCAGCAGCUCCAGCGGCGGCGGCGGCGGCGGCGGCGGCGGCAGCCCCAGCCAUGGCGGAAGUUCAUAGACGUCAGCAUGCUCGGGUUAAAGGAGAAGCCCCCGCUAGAUCCUCCACUGCCAGAGAUGAGGAGGAGCUGGGGAUGGCGUCGGCCGAAACGCUGACCUUGUUCCUGAAGCUGCUGGCUGCCGGCUUUUACGGCGUGAGCUCCUUUCUCAUCGUCGUGGUGAACAAGAGCGUGCUCACCAGCUACAGAUUUCCUUCCUCACUAUGUGUUGGACUUGGCCAGAUGCUGGCGACAGUGAUCGUCCUCUGGGUGGGAAAGGCGCUCAGGGUAGUAAAGUUUCCUGACUUUGACAGAAAUAUACCUCGGAAGACAUUUCCACUACCUCUACUGUAUUUUGGGAACCAAAUCACAGGACUGUUCAGCACAAAGAAACUGAACCUGCCAAUGUUUACAGUCUUGAGAAGGUUCUCCAUUUUGUUUACAAUGAUUGCGGAAGGAGUAUUACUCAAGAAGACCUUUUCUUGGGGUAUUAAAAUGACCGUUUUUGCGAUGAUCAUUGGAGCAUUCGUAGCCGCUAGCUCUGACCUGGCCUUUGACUUGGAGGGAUAUGUUUUCAUCCUGGUGAAUGACGUCCUGACAGCUGCCAAUGGCGCGUACGUGAAACAGAAACUUGAUUCCAAGGAGCUGGGGAAGUAUGGCCUGCUCUACUACAAUGCACUGUUCAUGAUCCUUCCCACCGUGGCCAUCGCCUACUUCACGGGAGAUGCACAGAAGGCAAUAGACUAUGACGGCUGGACUGACACCUUGUUCCUUCUGCAAUUCACACUGUCCUGUGUGAUGGGAUUCAUCUUGAUGUACGCCACUGUGCUCUGUACGCAGUAUAACUCCGCUCUGACGACCACCAUAGUUGGCUGUAUUAAGAAUAUUUUAAUAACUUAUAUUGGAAUGGUCUUUGGUGGAGACUAUAUUUUCACAUGGACAAAUUUCAUUGGGUUAAAUAUCAGUAUUGCCGGGAGCCUGGUGUACUCCUACAUCACUUUCACAGAAGAGCAGCUGAGCAAACAGUCGGAGACAAGCAGCAAGCUGGACGUUAAAGGGAAAGGCUCUGUGUGAGCCGGGGCUCAUGAGCGGUCAGCCCUGCACGCGGGCAGUGCCAACGGAGACCUGCUUUCACGGCUGGGCUGUCUUGCUUCUAGUGAGCUCUCGGUCCUGGGGCCCUUGCACAAUCUGAAGAUUGCUGCCUUUUUAAAUUUUUAUGAUGAGAGAAUCUUAUAAUUGAUUCUAUUUUAAAUCUGCAGUUUGCAUUAAUUUAUACUGGACUGGAAGAUGACAUAUCUGGCUUUUAAUUUAUUGUUUUCCCCUCCACCAACCGUGGGACUCCAUGUUGUUCUUUGGGCAUCUCUGUCCACGGCAAGUGGCAUGCAUCCAGCCUCUUCCUCCUCUCCCUGCAGACAGGGCCACUGCGGUUAGACUUUUUGCUAGGCUGAGAGUCUGUCUCGUGGAAGCAAUGUGCCCCCUAUGCUGCUGAAUGCAGCUGGGCAUGAUGCAGGGCUUUCUGGUUCCUCUCUUAGAAUUCUCUAUUUCCUACCUUGAGGGCCUGGUCACUACAUUUUCAAUUUCUUACUGUCUUCAAAGGAUGAUCUCUUUCUACAGAGAGAGAGAAAACACACGUGUGGCAUCUGGGAUGGCUUGCAUCCCGAAGCUCUUCGAAGUCCUGGGCAUGGGGAGAAUUAGGCUUUUGGUUUUUAAGCCCUUCGUUUGGGAUGCUCUGUGGAAAUGAGGACGGGAUGGGAGAUAUACUUCAGUGUAGCCCUGGAGGAAGUUGGCUGUAUUCCUGGUCUGGCAAACCCAGGUUAUUGUAAGUAGCUUGGAAGCAGACGCCUCCCCUCCCCCAAGUGGGAAUGCAGUCAGAAUAAGCUGUCCUUGUCUUGUUGAGUGGCAGUGGGAAGCACACAGUCGUCUCCUGCUUGCCCUGAACUCAUCUGGCUCUUUUCCUCUCUCUCCACUUCUAGGCUUAGCUACCAUUCCAUCGUUUUGCCCCUUCCCUUGGGGUUUUUUACUUGAUUACCCUUAUCAGAGUCCCCUGUUUCUAAUUUCUUAUGAUUUGAGGGGAAAGAUCAUUCCCAGCUGUUCCCUGGUGGUGUCCACCAGGAGCCCGGAGAUGCCAGAAGCAUGGGUGGAGCUGCCACCCCUAUCUCUCUGAUGAAAUGCAUCGGGGCCAUGGCGAGUGAAAGCAGCCCCCAGUGCAGCGCAGGGGAUCUUGGUUACUCUUGCCUCCACAGACUCCAAGCUAAGAAUGGCUUUUACAUUUUAAAAUACAGUAAGAUUAUUAAAUUUCAAAUUAAAUUUAAAAUCCAACAAAGACUUUUAAAUGUAAAAACCAUUCUUAGCUUGCAGGCCGUACAAACACAAGCACAUGGUAGGGCGAGUGCUUUUCCUUGCUCUGAUACAUCUCUUACCUGUCAGACUUUGGGCCUGUUACUUCUCUCCUGAGGCCUCAUUUUCUUCAUCUCUGAAAUGAGGAGGUGGAUGAGGUUUUUUCCAACUGUCAGUGAAGGAUCUGGUGAGGCUGAGAUGUGGUGAGGCAGCUCUUCCUUUCGGGUCAACCAGCUGUGAGACUCCUUUGGUCUCAUUACUGGGACUUGGCCCCCUUCUCUGCCUGAUACCACCUGAGUCAUGCUCGAAAUCUCUGGAGCAAUGGCUAGAAACAGACUUGGUUUGUCUUAGUGAGCUUCUCCAUCCUGCCAGCAUCCCCACUUCAGCCUCUAUGAUGCUAGCUUCUUAACUGAUAAAGGAAGGCACCAUUCUCUCUAGCUGGAAGGAAUGAGCCUGUGGCCUGCUGGUAAAUGGAUUUUCUCCUUAUGCAUUACAACGGUCUCCUUCAGUUUUAACAACUGAGCUGUGUGGGGCAGCUGCCCAGUUUUACAAGCUUCUAGACUUUAGGAAAAGCUUGGGAAGAUUAUUAGGUCUGUAAUUAGAGGCCCUGGAUUUUCUGCUUAAUACCUGUGUGAUCUUGGGCAGAUCACUUCUCUGGGCCUCAGUGUCCUCAUCUUCAAAAUGGCAGGGUUGGACUAGAUGACCUGAAAGAGCCCUUCCUUCUUGAAAUCUGAAGAUUCUGUGAGUUUGAUGCAUUUCCAGAGAAGGGAAGCCAAGGUUGUGGUGGGAUUGGAGAGUAUGCCAUAUGAGGAACAGAAGUUUCAGCUUGGUGAAGAGAAGGAGGGAGAGAAUGUGACAGCCAUCUGCAGGUAUCUGAGGGUGGAAGAUGCAGGAAGGCAGGCUUUGACUUAAUGUAAGUAAACUCUUCCUAAUAAUUAGAGGCGUCCCCCCCCCAAAGUGGAAUGGGCUGCCUUAAGAUGCUACAGGUCUCCUGGUCUGGAACGACUCUAGGGGAAGGCUGGAUUUCUCAUUUUCAGAGAUGAUGCAUGAGGAUUCCUGUCCAGGUGUGGGUUAGCAUCAGUGACCUUUGUGAGCCUCUCCAAUUCUGAGAUUCUGUGAUUUACCUUACUGUCUGAGGUCAUUUACAGAAAAGGGCCUUAGGCCAGCCUUCUUUCUAAGAAUGGAAAUACUCCAGCAGGAGGAGGAGAGGACGGGAGAGGGAGGAGAAAGGAGAGAAAGAUUGAGAGUUGGGGGGUGGUAAUGUCUAUCCUUGGAGUCCAGGCCCUCAGUGGAACAGGGUGAUGGCUGGCUUUCCUGUAGCGUUCUAAGGUCUGCCCAGCACUUCACAUCCAAUUAUCUCAUUUGAGCCUCCUAACAACGCUGGGAGGCAGGUGCUCUUCUUACCUCCAUUUUACAGAUGUGGAGACUUAAGCUCAGGCUCCUGGUCAGGAGGUUCCCAGCUCGGAAGGGUCACAGGCCUUUGUGUGCCCAGUUGGCUUCAUGCCACACUCUAGCACCAGAUCUCCCUGGUUACUGGACCCUCGCUUAGCAUCAGUCAACAAGUCUCUGUUGACACUGGGCUCAUGUCUGACCACUGGCCACCACUGGCUAGUUGUGGGAAUAUACAUUACAGUUCUGAUUUAUUCAAACGUCUUGCUCCCUGCUGCUCCUUCCUGUGACCCACAUGAGUGGUAGGGGGUAGGGGGCCCAUGGAUUAAAUUACAAUGUGCAAAUCUGGGUCAUUUUACUAGAGUAAUAACUUAGGGAAUGGGAAGUAUCAGAACUGAAAAUAUAUGUGCCUUCUAGAAUGUCUAGAUUAUAGCCCGACAGUAGACCUAUCAUAUUGUGACCUGUUAACUUACUCCUUCAGCAGGUAGAAGCCUUACUGAAUUUUACAAAUGGGAAACUGAAGCACAAAGCUGUACCAGGCUAAGGUGAGCUGUGGGCAGAGCUCGGAACUUCUGAGCCAAUCACUGUAACCAAUGGAUAGGGUCAAUCCAAUUUUGAUUAAACUAGAAUCAGCCUGUAAAGGGUCAGGGGGCUCUGCAUAUAUAUGGAACGGAGGCCAUUUUCAGUUGCCUUUCCGUGCUAAUCACCUAAUUCAGGGUGAGCUGCUUAAAAUCACAGAAUCACAGAGUUGGAAAAGACCUCAGCGGCCCUUUAGUCUGGCUGUCCAUCAUCUGAUCUCCUGAGCAGUGGCCUUCUCCCAACUUUGGGUGUCCUCUGGUGGCCAUUUGCCAAGAAAGCCCCAAAUGCACUAUAGUAACAGAACCAACUUGUUUCCAUCAUAACCAUCGUACUUAAGACUUCGCCAUCAGCCUCCUCCCCUCUGCUGGUUUUCAGGACUGCGUGGUAUCCACCUCCUGUUACUCACCUACGUGUCCUUUUCAAAACUGGUCGCUUCAUAGUGAGUACCUUGUGUGGCCACACCAGCAUCUUUAGGAAACUGGACUGGGGCCCCCAUACCCCAUUUUCCUCCACAUCUGUGUCUUCAGAACUCCAUUCUUGAGAGUUCCCUAUCCUUCCUAAUGUAGAAUUUCCGAUUGUGGUUCCCUCUGUACCCUUUCACUGAGACCUUUGAGAAUUCAACUAAGUGGAGAUUGCAGAGAAGUCUGAUUCUGUGGCCUCUCUAUAGAUCCUUCCUGUUCAGUAAUUUGCAGAUGUUCUGGUCAGUAGGAGCUUGGCUUUUCUUUGAACCUCAGCUGUGCCUGGUGCCCAGAGAUGGUUACAUUGAGCUUUGGGUGGGUGGGGCACAAAAUGGCCUCUGGCACUUUGCAGGAGCCAGUUAUGGGUAGGAGAGAACAGUUUAUGUAGAUGUUAUUCGCCAAGAUGGGGGUUGGUUAGCCUAUCCUGGCCAUGCUCCGCUGGAGCCCACAUAAAUUCGAACACCUUCACAGGUGGGGAGCCUGGUGUAGGCCCUGCCUGCAGAAUCCGUAAUAAUGGCUCACACUUAUAGAGUUUUAAGGUUCGCAAAGUGCUUCACGUAUGUUAUCCCUUUUGGUCCUCACAACAACUCUGUGAGGUAGACAUCCCCACUUUAUAGAUGAGGAAACUGAGGUUGGAAGAGGAAGGGAUUGUUCCAGGGUCACACAGGUAGUGCAAGGCAGAAUUUGACUUCAGGUCCAGGGCUCUGUCCAUUACUCUAAGCUGCCUUUUUAAAGGGGACACCAGGAAAGAGUCCUGAGGACUCUCUGGGGCUGUCUCAGGGCCCAAAGCCCACCAGCCUCACUCAGUACAACCCAAAGCCUGGAUUCCCCAGAGCAGAAGUGGUUUGAAUCUCUAGCGCUCAAGAUGUAGCCCAAUUCAGAUGGAGACUGGCUCUGCCUUUCUAGACUCAUUUGGGAGCAUAACCUGGUACAUGCUUGGCAAUCAUUUG